Messenger RNA from Leptonychotes weddellii (Weddell seal), 1680 nucleotides. The record is from RefSeq and is a predicted model, not a curated record. NCBI's taxonomy places the organism in Eukaryota, Metazoa, Chordata, Mammalia, Carnivora, Phocidae.
GUAUGUUGGGAAAACGGAUUCUAUAACCAUCAGCGUGUGGAACCACAAGAAGAUCCACAAGAAGCAGGGGGCUGGCUUUCUGGGCUGCGUGAGGCUGCUCUCCAACGCCAUCAGCAGAUUAAAAGAUACCGGAUACCAGCGUUUGGAUCUAUGCAAACUAAAUCCCUCAGAUACUGAUGCAGUUCGUGGCCAAAUAGUGGUCAGUUUACAGACACGAGACAGGAUAGGCACUGGAGGCUCUGUGGUAGACUGCAGAGGACUUUUAGAGAACGAAGGAACCGUGUAUGAAGACUCAGGGCCUGGAAGGCCACUCAGCUGCUUCAUGGAGGAGCCGGCCCCUUACACAGACAGUACUGCUGCUGCUGCGGGGGGAGGGGACUGCAGGUUUGUGGAGUCCCCAAGUCAAGAUCAAAGACUCCAGGCGCAGCGACUCCGAAAUCCCGAGGUCCGGGGGUCACUCCAGACGCCUCAGAACCGACCCCACGGCCACCAGUCACCAGAACUGCCCGAAGGCUAUGAACAAAGAACAACGGUGCAGGGCCAAGUUUACUUCUUGCACACACAGACUGGAGUUAGCACAUGGCACGACCCUAGGAUACCAAGAGACCUUAACAGUGUGAAUUGUGAUGAACUUGGACCACUGCCACCAGGCUGGGAAGUCAGAAGUACAGUUUCGGGGAGAAUAUAUUUUGUAGAUCAUAAUAACCGAACCACUCAGUUUACAGACCCAAGAUUACAUCACAUCAUGAAUCACCAGUGCCAACUAAAGGAGCCCAGCCAGCCGCUGCCAUUGCCCAGCGAGGGCUCUGUGGAAGACGAGGAGCUUCCUGCCCAGAGAUAUGAAAGAGAUUUAGUCCAGAAGCUGAAGGUCCUCAGACACGAACUUUCACUUCAGCAACCCCAAGCCGGUCAUUGCCGCAUCGAAGUAUCCAGAGAAGAAAUAUUUGAGGAGUCUUACCGCCAGAUCAUGAAGAUGCGGCCAAAGGAUCUGAAGAAGCGGCUGAUGGUGAAGUUCCGGGGAGAAGAAGGUUUGGAUUAUGGCGGAGUGGCGAGGUGAGGAGCUGGGGUGGCCCCACUUGCUACUGCGCGGGGCUCUGGGCCGCCGGGACGGGAGGUUUUUGAGGGCGCUUGUCCUGGGGCAGUCAGGACCCCCGCAUGGCCUUCCGUGCUCCUGGGAACAAGGCUGUGUCACAGCCACCAGAAGGCACAUCUCCUUCAUCUGGAAUUUACUUCUUGGAAAGAUAGGUUUCAACUUUUCAACCACCCUCCCCAUCCCCCCACUUCAUCUGGCAGCUCUGAACCUGAAACACGAGGGACCUGCUCCUGAAAUCAAUCUGGGAGCGAAGCAGCCUUGCUUUUCCUAGGAGAGGACUUUCGGGGCACUGGUGUCAAAGGAAUUUUGCAAAGUGACUCGGUCAAAAUCAUUCAUGCAAAUCAUCUUAAAAAUAGAAGAAUGAAAAACUGUUAUUUCCCAUCUUACCUCUUUACACCUUUGAGACAACUGCCUUUUUUGCUCUUUUAACUCUCUCUUCUAAUAGGUAACGUUAUGUCACUAAAUUGGCCAAGUUCAGACAUUAUGCAUUGACUUCAGGAUGUAUGGUCAUAGACACAGACUGGGUAAUGCUUGUGGUGAGGAUCUGAUUUAAUACUCUCACUUCCGAGUUUGGUGCUGUUGCCAUU